AUGCCGCCACCGGGCAAGAAACGAAAGCGAACGCAUGUAUGGGAAGACGAAGAGCCACCUACCAGCAAAACGCGCCAGUCGUCUCGGCCCCCAGCAUCUACAGCCAGUGCUCGAGAGCCAUCGACACCGAAAUCGGCACGUGCAUCCUCGGUAGCACGGUCUGUGCGAGCACCUUCAGUAACACGUUCUGCCCGAGCCCCAUCCGUUCCCCGUUCCACCCGCGGAGCUUCUGUGGCGCGCUCAGUUCGAGCCUCGUCGGUCCCUCGUUCGCGCGCCGGUUCAAUCCCCCGGUCCCCUCGUACCCCAAGGAGACUUGCCCAACUCCCACCGCUCAAGAAACCGCCGUUCAAUCCGCUCCCUGUCGCACAACCACCCACCCGACCUGCAAUGCAGCUCUUUGUUUUUGGAAAUGGUGAUAUGGGGCAAUUUGGCUUGGGAACAAAUGUACUUGGAGAUAUCUCACGACCGCGUCAACACGCUUGGUUCAAGGAAGCCAUCGACGCUGGUAUUCUUGGCACAGCACCCGGAGCAGGAAUCGAUGCAUUGUGUGCAGGAGGCAUGCAUACCUUGGUUGUUGACGAAGUUGGACGGGUUUGGUCGUGGGGAAUCAACGAUAAUGCUGCAUUGGGGCGACCGACCGUAAACGUGACUCACCCAGAGCGGCCAAACGAAGUGGUAGAAGCAGAGGUAUUAGAAACAGAGCCCAUGGUCGUAAAGACCCUGGUAGACGAAGAAUUCAGAGCCGUGGACGUUUGUGCUGGCGAUUCGAUCAGCGUGGCCCUAGGCGAAGGAGGAGCUCUACGGGUAUGGGGAAGUUUCCGAUCAUCCGACGGCCUACUCGGCUUUUCCCCAAACGCACCCCGGGUCACGCAGAUCCUGCCGACCCUUCCAUCCAAACUCGCCUCGGAACGGUUCACCCAAGUCACCUGCGGAACGGACCAUGUGCUCGCGCUCACCUCCAAGGGCGUCAUCGUAGCAUGGGGCAACGGCCAACAAGCCCAACUCGGACGCCGCAUCAUCGAAAGGCGCAAGGUCAACGGUCUAGUCCCGCACCGCCUCGCCCUCCGCAAGAUCAAAUCAGUCGGGAGCGGGAGUUACCAUUCGUUUGCGGUGGACCACAAGGGCGACGUCUACGCCUGGGGGCUCAACUCGAUGCGCCAGUGCGGGACGGGCCUGGACGAAGAUGUCGUCACUCAACCGACGCUCGUGCCCUCGCUCAGCGCAUCCGCGCUCGGAUCCGGAAGACGCGUGGUCGCGAUCGCGGGCGGCGAGCACCAUACCAUUUUCCUUGUCUCGGACGGGACCGUCUACGCGUGCGGGCGGUGCGACGGGUUCGAGCUCGGGCUGGGUUCGGACCAUCCGGCGAUGCGGGAUCUCGAGGAGCGCAAGGAACUAGGCCGGAAGCAGGCCGAGGAAGAGUGGGUCAGGAAUGGGGGGAGUUUGCAGGAGAUGCCGCCGUAUAUCGUUGACGAGUACAUUUCGGAGCCUGUCCAAGUUUUCUUCCCUCCCCCGCCUGGUUCUUCGUCGUCGUCGUCUGAUCCUUUUGAUCCCGAUGGUCCUCCUGUUUACGGAGACGCGACCACAAGAAUAUCGGCCAUCUCGUCUGGGACUAGGCAUAACCUUGCCAUCUCUGCGACAGGGUACGCCUACUCCUGGGGCUACGGUAAUCAAUGUCAACUCGGUCUGGGUCCGGACGUCGAGGAACAGCGGGUACCCAAGCGGAUUCGAUGGAAGGGUGGAGAUGGCUGGAAGGUGCUCAAGGGAGCUGCGGGCGGCCAGCAUUGUUUGUUGGCGUGUAUACCCAGGGAAUGA
Rhizoctonia solani is the source of this 1812-nucleotide messenger RNA. RefSeq names its product RCC1/BLIP-II protein. NCBI's taxonomy places the organism in Eukaryota, Fungi, Basidiomycota, Agaricomycetes, Cantharellales, Ceratobasidiaceae. Gene Ontology annotation, cellular component: cytoplasm. The record is from RefSeq and is a predicted model, not a curated record. Gene Ontology annotation, molecular function: guanyl-nucleotide exchange factor activity. The transcript has 7 exons. The coding region runs from base 1 to 1812 and encodes 603 amino acids.